AUGAGCCUUCGUAAGGCCCUCGUAGCGGCUCUUUCCACGAGUCUGUGCUGCAGCCUUAUGGCUGUUGGCUCAUCAGAAGCGAAUUCCCCGUCGCUCCCUUCAGGCGUUGUAGCCUCUAUUGCCGAAGCAGGAGGUAAUGCUCCCCAAGAGCCCGAAGCUGACCCAGGGCAGCCUGGGGCUGGGGUGUUAGAGGCGGGGCCCCAGGGGGAGGAGCCUACGGACGAAGAUGAACCAGUUGGCGGCCCGGAAAGUGCUUCUGCAGGGCCCAACCUGCGCAGGCUUAAAGGCCGCAGGAGUGGGAUAACGAGGCAUGGGAGAUCGCACAAACCUCCUCCCCCAUUGAUUGGCCCUGGACUCGGUGCCCUUCUUCUCGCUUUGGGUUCUUUUUUCUCCGUCGUCGGCCUAUGGCGCAAGACGAGCGAGGUGUACCACAGCCCCCGGCAAGCCUUGCGCAAGGCAAAAAUGGCAGUUUUAGGUCAGGUACCGUACUCAUGGGACGACUACGUUCGAGGAUUGCCGGUGUUGGACGAGAUGGAGUUUCCUGAACUUCGACCAUUGCUGAGGCGUUUGGAAAAGAAGCCAGUGGUGUUGAUGUCUGUGCCCAAGCCACGGCCCCGGUUGGCGUCAUUUCUAGGGCUCACCGAGGCGCAGCGGGACGAGGGGAUUGUAAUAAAGGGGAAAUCAACCGCGGGUUGCAGUGCCAAGGAGGUAGCGUUUGAACUGUUUGCGCACGAGAAGCUGGCCAAGGGGCUGCCGCUGACGCUGCCUUCUUUGGGAGCUUUCAGGGACAUAGAUGGCAGCACGUUGUACCUUAUAACGCCGAGGGCCCGUGCAGACGUUUCUCUGUAUACCCGGCGUAUGCCAGACAAGGUGAAGCUGCGUCUGGCCUUCGCUGAGAUGGUGUACGGUCUAUGGGGCAUGCACAAGGAUGGGUGGGUGCACCGAGACAUUAAAGGGUGCAACUACUUCGUGAGCCAAGAUGGGCACGCGUUGCUUGCGGACUUUGAGGGCUUUUGGAAGAGCGGCAUGCCUGCGAUUAUGUACGGAGAGGAGGUCGAAAUCAUAUUUACGGAGCACUACAUUGCCCCCGAGCUUACGUUUGACGGGGAAUAUCAGGUCUUUGACUUCAAAACCGACGUCUUCGCUCUAGGAGUUACUUUCAAGGAAAUGCUAGAGUGGGUGGGCCAUCUAGAGGUGCCUGAGAGGGACCUCGCAGAGGACCUCAUCAGGCAUAUGACCGAUCCACACGCGGAAAGCCGGUACGACCUUAGGGAUUGCAUGGAGCAUCCUUACUUUGGUGGGCUUGACUUUGAUCUUGUUGAGAAGAAAAUGUAUGGGAAGGCAUUUGAGGGGAAUUACCAGACGCCAUACAAGUUUCUCUGA
Molecule: messenger RNA, 1383 nt
Organism: Eimeria acervulina
Lineage: Eukaryota; Apicomplexa; Conoidasida; Eucoccidiorida; Eimeriidae
Product: Rhoptry kinase family protein ROP35, putative
Exons: 3
Coding region: 1-1383 (460 amino acids)
Biological process (GO): peptidyl-serine phosphorylation; intracellular signal transduction
Molecular function (GO): protein serine/threonine kinase activity; ATP binding
Source: RefSeq, a predicted model, not a curated record